Molecule: messenger RNA, 2444 nt
Organism: Syngnathus typhle (broad-nosed pipefish)
Lineage: Eukaryota; Metazoa; Chordata; Actinopteri; Syngnathiformes; Syngnathidae
Product: prostaglandin E2 receptor EP4 subtype-like
Exons: 2
Coding region: 394-1539 (381 amino acids)
Biological process (GO): cellular response to prostaglandin E stimulus; negative regulation of inflammatory response; positive regulation of cytosolic calcium ion concentration
Cellular component (GO): plasma membrane
Molecular function (GO): prostaglandin E receptor activity
Source: RefSeq, a predicted model, not a curated record
ACCCUCACCGAUGCUCCUCACUAUAAACAUAAGUCACUGUACAAAUGAGGGAUGGCCACAGAUACAUUCGGGCAUGAUCUUCAAACUGUUAUGGACUUUUGUCUCGACUCGUUUUUACAGCCUUGGAUGACUGUAAAGUUCUUGCACAAAUAAUUUGAUGAGGACAAGUCUCCCAUACCAAAGCGGAGGGCGGCUGACGUCACCGCAGACGGAUGGGGGGAAAAAGAUCGCACGGCGAUUUUCUCGUCCAAUCAGAAUGCUGGGUGGGAGGUCGUCUGGCAACGUUUGUGUCGUCCCACUCGCAAGACGCAGCAACAUGUGCACUAACUGGAACCAUUUAAAGAACACGGCCACCACUGCUUAGUCCAAAUUCUGAGCCCAGAAAUAAAAAUCAUGAUGCUCUCAAACGCAAGCUUCUUGCUGCAUACGAUGACGAGGAGUCCCGACUUGACGCACGCUUCCAUCUCCAGAAAUGAGACCUUGCUGGUUCACGCCUGGAAAGAACGAGUGGCUUUACCGAUACUAAUGUUCGCCGGGGGCGCUCUUGGGAAUAUAAUCGCAAUCGUCGUUCUCUCCAAGACCAAACAGGAGAGCAAAAGUUCCGCUUUCUAUACCUUGGUUUGCGGUUUGGCUGUGACCGACCUGCUGGGUACAUGUCUGGCCAGCCCGCUGACCAUCGCCAACUACCUGGACCGGCAGGUGCUCCGGGGCGGGCCCUUGUGUGACUUCCACUCCUUUUUGCUGCUCUUUUUCAGUUUAACUGGUUUGAGCAUCAUUUGCGCCAUGGCUGCGGAGCGCUACUUGGCCAUUUGCUGCCCCUACUUGUACCGGCGUUGCGGAGUGGACCGCCGCUUUGCGCAAACCUCCCUGAUGUCCAUGUACGCAAUCAACGUGCUCUUCUGCAGCCUUCCGAUGAUGGGCGUGGUGAGGAGUAGGUUGCAACCCUCCCAAACGUGGUGCUUCAUCGACCUGAGGACCCCGGAGCCCGUGGCGGCGGUUUACUCGCUCCUGUACGGCGCGGUGAGCGUGCUGCUCAUCGUGGGCACCGCCGCGCUCAACGUGGCCGUGUGCGGCUCGUUGCUGCUCAUGCGUCGGAGGAGCGCGCGGAGGAGGACCGGGAGCGGCAGGGGGAGCGUGCGGGACAGGUGGAAGGCGCUCUCCUCCGCCGCGGAGAUCCAGAUCAUGACCAUGCUGGUGAUGACGUCGCUCGUGGUGGUGGCGUGCUCAGCUCCACUGGUGGUCCGUGUAUUCGCCAACCGCGUCAUGCUGAAAGAUAAUUCUGAAGCCGACCUGGCCGCUAUCCGGAUCGCAUCCGUUAACCCCAUCCUUGACCCUUGGAUCUACAUCCUCCUCAGGAGGUCUCUGUUUCGUCGAAUACUCAGUCUAUCCCGACGAUGUCGGACUCGCAGCCGUGGCACCCUGCCCAUGCAACGGCAUCGAUUCUUUUCUGAACACACCAAGGGCUGCCAUGCGUUCAGUGAGAUGAUGGACACUUCGCUUCCUGAUGUUCCUCAAUGUCUCAUUCCCACACAUGCAUGAUGUGCUUCUUAAAUCUGAAGACUGAAGGUGCACGGACACUUUUGCAACUUGGCACUUUUGGAAAGGGUCACGAGUCUUCAUUAAAAUGAUUGCAUCCAUUUUCUUUUACUCUCGGAGUCAGAACGGACCUGCUGACUUUGUGCGAGGUGGAAAGGUAUGUGUUGGACUGCUCACCUGUCAAUCACAGAACUGACACGUAUUUGCCACAUUCUAUACAGACUCUUCUGUGUACCUGGCAUCUGAGUUUUGGACUGGAGAAGGAAGUUGGAGUACACAGAAGGGAGAAAAUAUGCACUUAUACAAAACACGAACGACUACUGUACUUGAUUUUAAAGAUGCUAUGAUGACAUACACGCUACAGUAUUGUGUAAAAAAAAAAAAGAAGGUAGGGUUGAAUAUUUAUUUGUGCCAUUCACUGUCACACAUUUUGUGUGUUUUUUUUUUAUAUAUUGCAUCACUCAUCAUCAAGUUGGAUGUCCAAGGACGAGCCCUUGAUUCAUCCUGAUGUUAAAUUCUAAUUUGAUACAACUACUGAAAAUACAUCCAGAAAUAAAACCUUAGAGCACAGAACGCUAAAAUAAGCAUAAAGACUGAUGCUAAUGCUAUGAAAAACGAGGGUAUCGUAGACACGCAAUAAUAUAAAAGUUAAAUACAGUUGAUUCUUUUUGUGUCAUCUCAAGCUUACCCUCUCUCUUACUGUGUCCGUCGUUUCCAUCGAUUGAAGGAACUGAACCGUCAAUGAAACGAAGUAUUUCGGCGAAUCCUUCUGUAAACUGCAGAAGUGGGAAAUCCGUCCUGAAAAAUGAAAUGUAACCAGGCACAACAGAACAUUCUGCUCGCUCCUUCAUUUUGUAGUAUUGCUUCUCAAGCUUGCUCAUGAACCUCAAAUUAAAAUGUUCAAUUUA